Messenger RNA from Oryzias latipes (Japanese medaka), 741 nucleotides. RefSeq names its product tributyltin-binding protein type 1 (gene tbt-bp1). The record is from RefSeq and is marked provisional. Lineage: Eukaryota; Metazoa; Chordata; Actinopteri; Beloniformes; Adrianichthyidae.
GGCUCUUCUUCCUGAUGAAGAUGAUGAUGCGUGUGUGCCUGAGCUGUCAUCUCCUGCUUGCUGGGAUUUUUCUGGACGUAUUUGCUGCGACGCCUGAAGAAUGCCAGCUGCUGGUCACGCCUUUGUCUCUGGCCGACCCUUCUGUGAUUCUCGGAAAGACAAACUUCCUGGCAGGCUACACGGAUUAUGGUGCUUUUAAAGGCAUCCUGAAGGCCACAGAGAGCUCCUGGCUGAACAUCACAGAGUCCAACAUCGCCUCUGAAGUGCUGAUGUCUCAGGAGAACAGGAUAAAUGGAACCUGCGUUGGGUCGACGGUGGCGAUGACCCUGGAAGGGCAGAGUGCAAAGGUUGCAUUUGCAGACAUGAACUCGGUGCUGUCUGUGCUGCCAAGCUGCGACGGCUGCUUCGUCUUUUACAUCAACUUUACAGCCACUAAUGUGAAAAAACUCCUCGAACAAAUCAAUGUCAGUGACAAAGCUACGGCUGAUGAGGCUCAGGGAAGCAGUCUGUAUCUUAUGGGCAAACAGUUGACGCUAAGCCCGUCAGACUUGGAGCAUUUCAGGAAGCAAGCCAGCUGCCUCGGCUUCAUGGGAGAGCCAGAUUUUCUCUUCAAUCCAGAAAAAAGUUUCUGUCGAGAAGGGGAAGGAAUCCGAAUGCCGUACUCCCAAUAGUUUCAUCUGUUAAAAUGUGAUCUGUCUCUAACUUCAAUAAAAUAAAAAGUAAAAUUAAAAAAACAUCCAA